Messenger RNA from Mercenaria mercenaria, 3824 nucleotides. RefSeq names its product ankyrin repeat and SOCS box protein 2-like. The coding region runs from base 243 to 1508 and encodes 421 amino acids. Gene Ontology annotation, biological process: positive regulation of transcription by RNA polymerase II. The record is from RefSeq and is a predicted model, not a curated record. Gene Ontology annotation, molecular function: transcription cis-regulatory region binding; protein binding. NCBI's taxonomy places the organism in Eukaryota, Metazoa, Mollusca, Bivalvia, Venerida, Veneridae. Gene Ontology annotation, cellular component: nucleus. The transcript has 2 exons.
AUUUUACAUAAUAAUUACUCGUAAGCAGGAAUCCUUAGUUCUAUAAACACCAUAAAUCACUAGUUGAAUAUAAAUACCUUUAAAGUACAUUUACCUAUUUUAUUUGAAAAACAACCAAAUACGAAACUGGCCCCUGCCACUUAAGCAAUUGACACAGCUGUCCGCUGUCAAGAGUCGACAACAAUCUGACAAUAAAAUUCCAAGUCCACCAAACAGGUGUUACUGUAGCUGUGUAUGAAACCAUGGGUCAGAUGCUAAAUAGACCACCACAUAAUGAAAAAGAAAAUUAUCACAACAUCAUUAAAGCAGUGGAAUCUGGAAAUUUACACCAACUGAUUAAACGUUUUGCAGACUUGGAACCAACAUCUCAGGUUCAAGCCAUUAGAAAGGAUGGAAAAACUUUGCUACAUAUUGCAGCAUAUCAUCACCAGUUAGAUUGUAUUCAGUUUCUUUUAGAGCAUGGCUUUGAUGCAAAUGUGUUAGAUGAUUUUGGAAAUACCCCUCUGGUGGAAGUUCUUCAAACCAAAGCUCAGGAUAGAAUUUGUCUAGCCUUACAUAAUCCAAAUUGUCUUGAAAAGCUUGUGAAUUUGUUUCUAAAAUUCAAAGCAGACAUAAAUGCAAGAAGUUCUGUGUAUAGAACAGCAUUGCUCAAGUCUAUGGUUCAUAGACAUAGGCUUUCAGAAAUAUUGCUUAAGAAUGGAGCUGACCCAAACAUAGCUGAUGCAGAUGGCCUACUUCCAAUUCAUGUUUGUGCCACAUAUUCCUGUCUUUCACUUUUGAAGCACAUCCUUACAAGAGGAGCAGACAUAAAUGGUCAUGAUGGUAAAGAAAGAACUGCCCUUUAUUUUUCAGUGCUUGCUGGCCAUCAGAAAAUAUUUGACGAGCUAAUACUUCAUGGCUGUGAUAUAAACAAGGGAUCAAAAUAUGGCUUUCCACUGCAAACUGCUAUUAUAAAAUGUCGAUUAGAAAUGGUUCAAACAUUACUCCAAAAUGGUGCAGAUGUUCAGUGCAAAAUCUCAGAAUUCCGACAGUUAUAUUGCAGGACGAAUGAUUACCUCAAUCUUGCGUUACUUGUGGCCCAUUCUCAAAUAAACAAUCCUGGAUUGUCUAUGGCAAAAGAAGAUGUUAUUGAAAAUGCAAAAAAGUCAUUGCAGAUAUUAUAUCUUGUGAUUCAGGCAGUGGGCAAUAAUGAAAAUUUCAGUAGAAAUGCCUUUGUUAAAACAAGACGACAGCCUCUUGAUGGACCUGAUUUACUUGUGUGUAAUAAACUAUUUACACUACUCUUACGGAAAUUGGCAUUUAUCCAUGGAAUGAGUAGGAAUUCCAAACCUUUAGAUGGCCUACCAAAUCUUGGCUCAGUCAUUGAUACCCUUUCCCUACAGAAUGUCUGUAGAAUGAAAGUACGACAACUGAUUUCCAAAACGGGAACCAAUGUUAUCUUUGCAGUAGAACAGUUAGAUUGCUCACAAGUAUUGAAAGAUGUGAUUCUGUUAAAGGAUGUAGUGUGAUAAGAGGUCUAUAAUGAAACUAUGGCAGUUUUAUAGGGCUAUUUUUUUCGACAUUCACAUGCCAUCAUUGUGAGAAUUAAUGUCUUCACAACAACUUGUGAAAAAUAUUCCAGUGAUAAAUAUUUAUGCCCCCACACAUUUAUACGGGGGGGUGGGUGCAUAUAGCGUUGCUGCGGUCCAUAUGACCAUACAGCCGCCCGUCCAAGCAAAUGAGAGAACAGUUUGUUGGGUACUGAGGACAAUAGGUAACAGUAAAUUCUAUUCAUACUUUCUGUCGCUUGAUCUUUAUAACAGAAGAACUACCCAAUAAACGUACGAAUGUCUGUCCAUACGUCCUUAAGUAUUGUGUGUCCAACUUCCACACUAUCAGCUAAUUUGCUUCAGACUUCCACAGAUGAACAAACUUGAUAUGUAGAUGACCAUAAAGGAAGGACCGCAGUUAUGGCCCUUUGAUAGUUUUGCUUCAUAGAAUAUAGAAAAAGAUCUUGUAUGUCCAACUCCUCAGACACUAUUUCAAAGUUUCACAGAUGAAGGACAUUGAUGUAAAGAUGAAUUUGAAUAAUGGACUUUCGGUUAUUUUUUCUAGAAUUAUGGCCCUUUCUUAAUUUCACAAAAUAGGUCAUAGUGAAGAAAUUUACAUACAUUUUUUGAAGGAAUGGAUUCAAAGUUGCUCAGAUGCACACAACAUUAUCUGAAUACAGUUUGCUUCAAACAUUUAGUGGAACAUCUUCAUGUGAAGAUGGUCUUUACUAUAAACUUUGCUAUUUAGAGGAUGGAACUAUUAUGUGGAGGGCAUCCGUGUCCAAUGGACACAAUUCUAGUUUAAUAUAACUCUAAUAUUACAUCUCCAAAUGAUUUCUUUACUUCAUUUAGCAGAAAUGACAUUCAAUAUGAUCUAUGUCUAAAAUUGCAUGAUUUCUAUAAAUAAAAGCUGCUUUAAAUUUUAGAAUAAGCAGAAAACACCAUAUCUUGAUAAAACUUCAAACGUGUGUUCAGUCAGCAUGAAUGUGUACUUGGCCAACAUUUAUUGGAAAUGGCAAUAUCAGAUUAAUUAUAAUACUUGAUUAUAUUUUGUUUUGUUCUAUCGACCAGGCAAGGAAUCCCACACCUCCAGACUGUAAAUAAUUUUUUGCAGUAAUUGCAACCUUUGCUUGGUCUUUGAAAAUAAAAAAAGUGAUUUCCCAAAUGUGCAUCAACUUUAAAACAGUGGUGCUCUCAACUGUUGGUGGCCAGUCUGUAAUUUUUAGUCUUGCUUUAUUACUUUUGAAACUAUGCAUAGUUUGUAUCUGUAGCAAAACAGCGGGACAGUCUGCCCCAAUCUGACUAAAGUACUUGAUCUUCUAAACGAAGAUCUGAGAACAACCUAUUCACAUUCGUCUUCUGUAUAUUUUGGAUUUCCAUUACUGCUUUUUUUAUGUUAUCCAAUCAGACGACUUGUUCGAUUGUCAAAGGAUAAGAAAAAUAUGCGGUUAUUCCAGGACUCGAACCCGGGACCCCUCGCUUACAAAGCAAGUGGCCUACCGACUGAGCUAACCGGCUAUCUGAUACAUUACGACAUAAGAAUUGUAAAUAUCAAAAGUCAAUGCUACAUGUAGAUUUGCAAGAUGUUGUAAGCUAGGCUCUGAUUGGCUAGCGAAAGAGCCGUCAGAACGAGGCAAUGAAUAGGUCGUUUUCAGAUCCUAUGCGUAGCGUAAUAGGAGAUGUACUUUAGUCAGAUUGAGUCUGCCCCAGCCCCUUUUUUUGUGCGCCACACUGCCCUUCCAUACGAACCGAUCUUGCCUUUCCGAAACCCGCCCCUUUGCCUCUGAAGUUUUGACACAUGAAUAACUGCCCGCUUCGUUUACUUUCUGCCCGGAAGCGAUAAUGCAUGUCAUCACCAUGUGUUUAUUUUCCGAAAAUAGAAAUUCGGUCAUGGCGUGUGAACACGUGAUGUACUGGUUCCCCAAGUACUAGCAUCACAGUUAUAUUAAGUAAGCCAGGCGCUAUUAUGUCGGGAAAGAUCAAAGUAUUUCAAAAUUUUCUUGGGGAGCAUGCCCCCAGACCCACCUAGCCUCAUGCCCUUUUUUCACUGCUCCGUGCCCUUUUUUCAUCCUGGAUACAACACUAAUGCAUGUUAUGUAGUUAAUUUAAUGAAUUUGUUGUAUAAUUACUGGAAAAAAAAUUUAGCGCAGAGUGUUAAUAGGUAAAAACCAUAAAACAACGUAUAUGCCAAUUUUUGUUCUGAUUCUUUAUGUCAAAGAAUUCUGUAAACUUUGCUAAGAUGUUAUUUUGAUAUAUUACUUAAUAUAAUAAGUACUAUUAAAAUCUUUGGUUUUA